This is a messenger RNA of Elgaria multicarinata webbii, 2003 nucleotides long. RefSeq names its product signal sequence receptor subunit 1 (gene SSR1). Gene Ontology annotation, cellular component: endoplasmic reticulum membrane; endoplasmic reticulum. The transcript is spliced from 8 exons. The record is from RefSeq and is a predicted model, not a curated record. Bases 130 to 1005 code for a protein of 291 amino acids. Lineage: Eukaryota; Metazoa; Chordata; Lepidosauria; Squamata; Anguidae.
UGGAGCCGUGACGUAAUGGCGUCGCGGGGUUAGGAAGGCGGGACGUCGGCCGGAUGGAAGCCUCUCGCCAUUGCGUAGCGGCAGGAAAAAGUAGUAACUGCCGCCAAGGGCGCUACUUGGCCCGCUAACAUGAGGAGAUCCCUGCCCCAACUGCUGCUGCUCGUGCUCCUGGCCUUCCCCGCCGCCUUGCUUCUCGGCGGCGCCCGCAGUAGCCCAGGCUCUAGCUUCCUGGUGGCUGCUCAAGAUGCCACAGAAGAUGAGGAAGCAAUAGAAGAUACAGUAGUUGAAGAUGAAGAUGAUGAAGCUGAAGUUGAAGAAGAUGAACCUACAGAAUUGACAGAAGAGAAAGAGGAAGAAGAUCUAUCGGGAGAACCCAAAGCAUCACCUAGUGCGGAUACAACUAUUUUGUUUGUGAAAGGAGAAGAUUUUCCAGCCAACAACAUUGUGAAGUUUUUAGUAGGCUUUACUAAUAAGGGUACAGAAGACUUCAUUGUAGAGUCUCUAGAUGCUUCAUUCCGGUACCCUCAAGAUUACCAGUUUUUCAUUCAGAAUUUCACCGCUCUUCCUCUGAACACAGUUGUUCCACCACAGAGACAGGCGACUUUUGAAUACUCAUUUAUACCUGCAGAGCCUAUGGGUGGUCGUCCAUUUGGACUGGUUAUCAAUCUGAAUUACAAAGACCAAAAUGGGAACUUCUUCCAGGAUGCUGUGUUCAAUCAAACUGUUACAAUUAUCGAAAAAGAAGAUGGAUUAGAUGGUGAAACGAUCUUUAUGUAUAUGUUCCUUGGCGGACUUGGCCUGCUAGUCAUUGUUGGUCUACACCAGCUGUUAGAAUCUAGGAAGAGAAAAAGACCAGCUCAAAAGGUAGAGAUGGGGACAUCCAGUCAGAAUGAUGUUGACAUGAGUUGGAUUCCUCAAGAAACUUUAAACCAAAUCAACAAAGCUUCACCAAGACGGUUGCCCCGCAAGAGGUCACAGAAGAGAUCAGUGGGAUCUGACGAGUAAAUGUUGUUAGUACUGUCAGCCUUUACUAACCCAGCCAUCCGACCCCUCCCUCUUGUUUUUGCUUGAAUUGGGAGUUGUGCUGAGAAGCCAUAUUGACUGAGGAGAAUGCUAUGAAACAUUUGGACUAAGCAUAUAGUUGUGUUCAGAGAACAUUGCUAAAAAUGCACUUCUUGUCCCUUUUAAAGAAACUUAAUUAAGAAUCAUUGUGCUAUCUGAAAUGUGCCUUUAGAGUCUCUUCAUAAUGCUGAUUUGUCAUCUGCACGCCUUUGUUUCUGACUUUUUGUCUGAAAUACAAAUACAUCGUUUCCUAUCCUGUUCUGAUUGUAUCCUGUCAUAUAAGGUCUUUAUGCAUUUUCCUAUCUAUUACUCAGAGUCAUUGAUUUCAUUCUUUGCUACAUGUAUGCAGCUACUUUUUAGUACGCAUGUUGAAUCUCUCAUAAAGCACUGAGUCGCAUUUUUGUGUAGCUAGUAUUCUAAAGGCACAAGCAGGUGUAACUGCUUUUAGCAGUAUUUUUUAUUACAUUGCUGCUGCUGUUUGACAUAGAGCGCACACUGAGUCUGAGAUCCCAAAUAUUCUUGCUUAUGUGUCAAAUAAGGGAUUUCUACAGCAGCCGCACGUGUGAAGUAUGGAUUGUGUGCUCACGUCAGCAUUGGUCAUCCCCUUUUCGAUUGCAAUAUAACUACAUCUGUAACUGUUAGUACUUUGACUUUUGUCAACAGAUCUGGUAAUCGUAGCCAGAUGAGUAACUCUUGAAUGCUAGUUCAAAUUGAUAUAAUUGGGCCUCAUCAAUAUAAUUGUAGGGACUCUCCCACCAAUCAUGGAUAGUAAAAUGCGUUGAAUUUCUUUGAUAAAGCUGGAUACAAGGUUUGACUUUCAUGAAGGUGUUUUUGGGCAACAAUUUACAAACUGUACAGCAGAAUUGUGCUCUUCUGUUCCCAUAUUUGAUUGUAUACAAAACAAGUUCUAAAAUUACAGUAAAAACAUAAAUUAAGUUUUA